Bathycoccus prasinos is the source of this 885-nucleotide messenger RNA. RefSeq lists its product with no specific name. Gene Ontology annotation, biological process: poly(A)-dependent snoRNA 3'-end processing; U4 snRNA 3'-end processing; nuclear mRNA surveillance. Bases 1 to 885 code for a protein of 294 amino acids. Gene Ontology annotation, cellular component: cytoplasmic exosome (RNase complex); nuclear exosome (RNase complex); nucleolus. The record is from RefSeq and is a predicted model, not a curated record. NCBI's taxonomy places the organism in Eukaryota, Viridiplantae, Chlorophyta, Mamiellophyceae, Mamiellales, Bathycoccaceae. The transcript has a single exon.
AUGACCACCACCAAAACCAAAAGAUACGUUCGCGAAGACGGUCGCUUACUCGACACGCUCCGCGAACAAACGUCGGUGUUAAACACCAUCACUCGAUCGACGUCUUCGUGCGAGUGGCACUCCGACGAGACGAAAGUUGUCUGCUCGAUUCAAGGCCCGAGAGAACUCCAAUUCUCCUCGCUCUCUCAGAGCAAAGAAGACGGAGAACGGCUGGUCGUGGAAAGUUACUGCAAGUUACUUCCUUCGAAAAAUGACGACGAGGACGACGGGUCGUCCUUCGACGACCCUUUGAAGGAGGAAAAAGAGAAGGAAAGAACGACGGAACAGUUUGUGAAAUCCUGCGCAAAGGCGGCGAUUGAGUUGGAGAAAAACGCCUCGUUUGGUCUCAUUGUGAGCGUGCAAGAGCUGAAAAACGACGGGAGUUUUCUCUCCUGCGCGUUAAAUGCGGUCGGGUUAGCGUUGAUUUUAUCUGGAGUCGAAACGAAAGGAUGGAUGUGCAGCUCGACCGCGUGUUUGAUGGAAAUGAGCAGUGGGAAAGGGGAGGGGGAGACACCCACAUUCGCGCUCGCGCUCGACCCGACGAGAGAGGAAGAGAUGAAAGCGAAAGCGACGAUGACGUGCGCGUUUUUAAUCAACGAAGAGACAGAGGAUAAAACGAUACUGCUAGGCACGAAGAUGCGUGGAAAAAUGACCGAGACGGAAGUGUUUGAAUGCGUGGCGUUGUGUAGAGAUGCGGCGACGAGCGUGUGUACGUAUUUCGAUCGAGUGUUGACGCUUCGCGAGAGAGAGUUCGAAGAGAGAUAUCGAAUCACCGACGAGAAGGUGGAAAAGUGGAAGAAGAUGAUGGAGAGCAUCGCGGAGGAGACAAAAACCAAGGCGGUAUGA